Eurytemora carolleeae is the source of this 796-nucleotide messenger RNA. RefSeq lists its product as uncharacterized. Bases 1 to 789 code for a protein of 262 amino acids. The record is from RefSeq and is a predicted model, not a curated record. The transcript has 5 exons. NCBI's taxonomy places the organism in Eukaryota, Metazoa, Arthropoda, Copepoda, Calanoida, Temoridae.
AUGAAAGUAUGGCCAAAAACAAUAUUCCGAAAGAUCCCAGUGAUCAUCAGUUGUCUGCAAUGCAUACUGGCCUCGAGUCUAUGCGACGAUGGGCAUGUGUCUAGUUUUGGGUCAUUGAUCCAGGACCAGUACCAUUAUGCAGGCCCCGGUAAUUUAGACUAUCAAGCCACGGACAGUUUACAACAAGACGACCCACACUACCUGGAAAAUCCUGAAAAUCCAACCUUUUUUACAUUACAGCCCAUAGUUAAUGUUCAACAGUUCGAUCAGAGCUUUAUUAUUACAACUGAUGUUACACAACCCAUUGGCAAUGUUCAACAACUCAAUCAGAACUUUAUUGAUACAACUGAUGUUACACAAUCCAUUGGCAAUGUUCAACAAUUCAAUCAGAACUUUAUCAAUACAACUGAUGUUACACAACCCAUUGGCAAUGUUCAACAAUUCAAUCAGAACUUUAUUGAUACAACUGAUGUUACACAACCCAUUGGCAAUGUUCAACAAUUCAAUCAGAACUUUAUCAAUACAACUGAUGUUGCACAACCCAUUGGCAAUGUUCAACAAUUCAAUCAGUGCUUUAUCAAUGAAGUUGGAAUUGAUCAGGGUCAAGCUGUUCAAGGAUUAUCUACAGUAUACUCAGUCUGGGGUAACAACUCACCUAAUGCAUCAGCCAAACCAUUUACCUGCCAACCGAAAGAAAAAACUGAAAAUGCAAAACGCCUUGAGAAAUGUAGGCUUAAAAAGAAAACGGAGGAUAUGAAUGUAGUUUCCACUGUGUUCAGGUAUUUUUAACAAACAA